Messenger RNA from Nymphalis io (European peacock), 2914 nucleotides. RefSeq names its product large neutral amino acids transporter small subunit 1 (gene gb). Bases 295 to 1698 code for a protein of 467 amino acids. The transcript is spliced from 10 exons. Gene Ontology annotation, biological process: amino acid transmembrane transport. Gene Ontology annotation, molecular function: L-amino acid transmembrane transporter activity. Gene Ontology annotation, cellular component: membrane. The record is from RefSeq and is a predicted model, not a curated record. NCBI's taxonomy places the organism in Eukaryota, Metazoa, Arthropoda, Insecta, Lepidoptera, Nymphalidae.
CUAGCGCAUUAACAAAAUAUUUCGUAUUUUUUGAAACCUGAAAAUGUGAAUAGCGUCUUUAAAAAAAAAACUUGAAUGUGAGCCCGCACCCUAUGCUUCAGUUUUCUCAUACCAAUUAAAAAGAGUAAUUAGUCAUGUGAGAGGUCAAUUACUAGUUUCCGUUAUAUUAUAUAGGUUAAGUUCGUCUAGUAACGGGAAAGAGUGCGUUCUACUUCUUUAAAAUAAAGCUUAAUGUCAUUUUUACAAUUAGCUUGUACAAAAGCUAAGUAAAAGUGAAUUUUAAAAUCUUUAAAAAUGAGCGACGAAAGGGUAAAAAUGCGAAAGCAGCUGGGGUUAUUAGAAGGGGUUGCGAUUAUUCUUGGUAUUAUAUUUGGCAGUGGUAUUUUUAUAUCUCCUAAAGAAGUCUUAGAAAAAACUGGAUCAGUAUGGGGUGCGUUAUCGGUGUGGGCUGCGUGCGGAGUAUUAGCGACUCUCGGAGCUAUGUCCUAUGCAGAACUAGGUACAACUCUAGCUCAGAGUGGGGGUGAUUAUCAUUACAUCAAUGAAGCCUUUGGUCCAUUGCCAGCUUUUCUGUACUUAUGGGAUGCUAACUUAGUGUUUGUACCAAGUACAAACGCAAUUAUGUCCUUAACAUUUGCAAACAAUCUUUUGGAGCCAAUCUUUCCAAAUUGUCCAAUAGACCCUCUUAGUCGAAAACUUAUAGCAGCAGUAACAAUUUGUUUCCUAACAUUCAUAAAUGCCUAUGAUGUAAGAUUCACAACCCGCAUACAAAAUGUUUUUAUGUUUACCAAGAUCUCAGCACUAGUCAUUAUUAUAAUUGGUGGUAUUGUUUGGAUGGCAGGAGGAGGAGUAGAACAUUUUGACAAUGGAUGGGUUGGAACAAAAACAUCUGUGAGUGACUGGUCCGUUGCAUUCUAUUCGGGAAUCUUUUCUUAUUCUGGAUGGAAUUACCUAAACUUUAUGACAGAAGAGCUGCGGGAUCCGUUUGUAAAUCUUCCUCGAGCUAUUUAUUUGUCAUUGCCAUUGGUGACAGCUAUCUAUCUCUUAGCUAAUGUAUCAUAUCUUGCUGUAUUAGGACCCACUGGAGUUCGAGCCACUGAAGCUAUUGCAGUUGAUUUUGCCGUGUCCGCUUUAGGCUGGUUGAAAUGGGCAAUGCCUACAUUAGUGGCUAUCGCUAUACUAGGUGGAUUAUCUGUGCACAUUAUGACGUCAUCGCGUAUGUGCUUCGCAGGAGCCAGAAAUGGCCACAUGCCAGAACUGUUGGCUCAUAUAAACAUCAAAUGUAUGUCGCCGCUACCGUCGCUUGUGUUCCUAAUGCUGAUCUCACUAUUAAUGCUGAUUCCGAACAACUUGACCUCGCUGAUCACAUACUGCACAGUAGUGGAAUCUUUUUUCACGACUCUCAGCUGCAGCGCGGUGUUAUGGCUGCGAUAUAAGAAACCGCACUUGGUUAGGCCCAUUAAGGUGUCUCUAUGGAUGCCUAUAGUGUUUGUGACGGUUUGCGUGGUGCUGUUAGUGGUACCAAUUGUGAGCGAACCUGUCGCUGUCGUGGCUGGUGCUCUAAUGACCCUCGCUGGAGUUCCCGUAUACUUCCUGUUCGUGCGGUCCAAGCCAAAAGUUGUUACAGAAGUAUCGACUAAGUUCACUCAUUUAUGCCAGAAACUAUUUCUCUCCGCAGUCGAAGACAAAGAAGAAUGAUAAUCGGGUAUGAGUGAAUAGAAUAUAUUUAAUAUGACCGUCUUAUUAAUGAACAUAAAACCGUGAAUUAUCAAAACGUUGUGUCUAAAUAGACUUUGUAUAUUUUAUAGUAACAAACACCUAUGCUAGAAUAUAAUGUAGGAUGUACUACAAAAGUCCGGCAGCUGAUAUAAUGUGUUGCUGACGUUUGUCAAUUGGUCAUGACUAGUAGUAGACUUAGCCUGGUAGCAACAUAAUAUAGGUUUAAAAUAAACUUUCUUUUUAAAUUUAAAUUAAAUUCAACUCUAAAUAAAAAGGUACUGUAUGUUGACAUAAUUAGCAAUGUCCAUUCAAUAACCUUUCAUAAAAACAGGUCAUAUAAAAAUACUAUGUGCCUACACACAUCACAGAUUAGUAUUAACAUUUCAAUAAAAUUCAAUUGUUUAUUCACAUCACAGCACAGAUAAAGAAAAAAUACAGAUAAAAAAGUUUAUUAAUAAGGCGGUUAGUUAGUAAAAAAAAAAUUUUUGUACUUUUGUAUGUAAUACGUAGUUAUAAGAUAUUCUCUCGAAUCCAUGCGCUUUAUAUUAUAAUUGUCGUAAUAUAGUUGCAUAAAGAAUAUAAGAAAAAAUAUAUGAAAUGAUAAAAAAAGUUAACAGUUAUUUAUUGAGUUAGUAAAACGGGUUGGCUUUUGUAAUACAAGUUGUACAUGAAAGUUGAAAAAAGAAAGUCGGUAAAAUGAAUGCUUUAAAAAGCAGAUGAGUCAUAUAUAUGUACUUUAAGUGAAAAAUAAUAAUGAUAAGAUCAUGUUUAAUAAAACUGUAUUAUAUAUAAUUACAGGCAACAUUAUAUCUCUAGACAAGUUAAAAAUCAAAUCAGUCAAUAUCAAAGUUUUUUUAUCUGAUUUACACUUAAAGAUUUUAAAAUUUAUUUUCAAUAAUGAAAGCGUAUUCAGAAAUGAAAUACUUUGCUCAAUCAUAGUAUAAAUCUUAUUAGAAUAUUAAAAAUGGUGAAAUCCAGUUUCAGCCUCUUUUUCUAAGGAGAAAGCUUGGAGUUUAUUCCACAACAUUUCUCCAUUGCCGGGUAGCGGUUAAAAAAAUGAAAAGUUUUGUCCAUAUUCUUUACUACGCGUCUAGAAAUAUAACGUUACUUAUAGGAUGUUUUAAGAUGGGUCAAUAUGGUAUUAUAUAGAUUGUUCUAAGGAUUAUAAAUAAUCAAUUAAAUUAGACAACGGUAA